AUGCUAGCUUAAUCACCUAAUUUCAAGAUGAAAUAAAUGAUUCCACUUAGUGUUCAUUAGAAAUAUCUUAUAGAAGAUGAACCUAAUGAAGAGAUAUUCGAAUCAGAAUGCAUUAAAAUAUCAUUUAACGAAAGAAUGAUUGUUUGUAAUUAUAAACCUUGGCAAAAGGUGAUCUAAUUAUAAAAAACGAUUGAAAAAUUGAAAGGACACAAAAAUAUAAAUUGGAUCAACCCUACUCUUAGUGGAGGAUCUACAAUUCCCUUUAAAUCAAUUUUAAAGAAUUCAUCUUCAACUAAACUUGAAAUUUCUUAUGAAAAUUGA
Molecule: messenger RNA, 321 nt
Organism: Paramecium pentaurelia
Lineage: Eukaryota; Ciliophora; Oligohymenophorea; Peniculida; Parameciidae
Source: the annotation of a GenBank genome assembly